AUGUCCAAUAAAACUAAUCACAAGUGUCGUCUCUGUUUAGUUGAUUCAGAGCCGGAUAAAAUGCAAGAUUUAUUCGCAAAGGUAGGCUCAAAGUCCCAGAAUAAGACCAUUGAAGACAUUCGAACCGAUGAUGAGUUUUCCCAAUUGCCUCUGUUGGAUAAAGUGGAAUAUUGUUGUGGUGUUAAGCUACUUCCCAAACCCCAAAUGCCCACCAAAAUAUGUACGAAGUGUUUAAACAUUGUAAAUAUGUGGUCGAAUUUUCGUCAAAUGUGUCGCAAUUCCCAGGCAUUUUUAGCCUCACAAAUACACCUGGCCAUCGAAGAGGAGGUUGUGGUUGGUAGCAUUAAAAAUCUGCAAAAGGUACGCAAUGAACUACUUAAGAAAACUGAAGCUCAGCAGCAACACAAAAGGGAACAACAAAUUGCAUCACAUACGAAUAGUACAACCCCAGCAGCAGAUCCAGAUCUUGAUAUUGAUUAUCUUGUUGAAGAGCAUUACGAUUUAUCCAAGCUUAAUCAAAUUGAUUUCUCGGAGAUAUUUACACCCGAAGAUUGUGCCGAAGCAUAUGAUUAUUUAAAUGCCGGUAAUGAUGAUGAAUUGGAAAAAAUCAUAGAACAUUGUGCCACUAAAAAUGUUGCCUUACAAACCCUAAGGCGAAAGGCCAUAAUCUCAAGAACCAGAGAACAAAUUUGCACAAAGAAGUCACCGAAAUAUAAAAAGAAACCAGCUGCGGAUAAAUUGCCAAAACCAUCGAUGUUUAUGUGUAAUAUUUGUGGUAAUGUUUAUAGCAAGAAACCACUAUUCCAAUAUCAUAUGCGUAUGCAUUCCGAUGUUAAACCAUAUCAGUGCGAAAUUUGCAAUAAGUCAUAUCGCAUAAUGAGCGAUCUAAGAAAUCACAUGUACAGGCAUACAGGUGAACGGCCAUUUAAAUGUAAAUUCUGUGAUCGCCACUUUAUGGACAGAAGUUCCAGGCAUCGUCACGAAAGAGUUCACACCAAUUCACGUCCUUAUACAUGCAAUGUAUGCAGCAAAAGUUUUACAUAUUCGGCUAUUCUAAAGAAUCAUAUGAAAUUACAUACUGGAGAAAAGGAUUAUAUUUGUGCUGUUUGCAAUAAGUCAUUUACAUUGGCCCAUCAGCUGAAAGCACACAUGCUGACACUAACACAUCGCCAAAAGGAAGCAGCUUUUGAAGCCCAAGGUUAUAAAGUAAUAUUUGAAGCUGUCGAAAUGACCAAGACAACAAAAAAUUAA
Molecule: messenger RNA, 1251 nt
Organism: Musca vetustissima
Lineage: Eukaryota; Metazoa; Arthropoda; Insecta; Diptera; Muscidae
Product: myoneurin-like
Exons: 6
Coding region: 1-1251 (416 amino acids)
Biological process (GO): regulation of transcription by RNA polymerase II
Cellular component (GO): nucleus
Molecular function (GO): RNA polymerase II cis-regulatory region sequence-specific DNA binding; zinc ion binding; DNA-binding transcription factor activity, RNA polymerase II-specific
Source: RefSeq, a predicted model, not a curated record